AUGGCGGCGUCCUCACCAAACGACAGCAUCGCGGCGAAUUGGAAAUGCUUGCUGGCAUGUCUGCUGAUCGCCAUGGGUCCGUUCCAAUACGGCGUCGAUUUCGGUCUCAUCGCUGGUAUUCAAGCCAUGGUGGGCUUUGACAAAGUCUUCGGCCACAGAGAUGAGCUGUCUCCCACCGGCUGGAAUUUGAGUCCCGUCACCCAGCAGCUGAUAUCGUCUUUCAUGACCAUCGGUGCUGCCCGAUAUGGAUUCAGUACUGAACUGCUCUCAGGCCCACUGUCGACCAGGUUCGGAAGAAGGCAAUGCGUCUGGCUCGCCAUCAUCUGGUGCUACGUGAGCGACGCCAUCAUGAUGGGCACCACCCACGUCGCCGCCCUGUACGUCGGACGUAUCAUGAUUGGUAUUGCAAAUGGCUGGUUCAUGACCUUCCCCCAGCUGUACCUGCAAGAAGUCGCCCCAGCACACCUUCGCGGGUUCGUCUACGUCUUCUUCCAGUUCUGGGUCGCACUGGGCUCCCUGAUUGGCAAUAUCGUUGAUAACUUCACCGAAAAACUGCCGGGCAAGGAAUCCUACCUCAUUCCCCUCGGCAUCAUCUACGUCGUGCCACUCAUCCUCGGCGUUGGCAUCAUCUUUAUCCCCGAGUCGCCACGCUGGCUGUUGACCCAUGGCCGAAAGGAAGAAGCUCGCAAGGCCCUCUUGUGGCUGAGACCCGCAGGCACCAACGUCGAUGCCGAAAUCCUGGCGGUCGAGACGGCGCAUAAUCUCGAAAGGGAGAGUGCUGGCGAAGGAUCGUGGACCGAUAUCUUCACCAACAAGAUCGAACGCCGUCGCACUCUGCUCUCGCUUGGCUCCCUCACGCUCCUGUCCGCUCCCGGCGCCAUGUUCAUGAUCAUGUACGGCACUUACUUUUUCCAAAUGGCCGGUGUCGGCAAGCCCUUCGAAGACAGCUGCGUCCUUUCUGCCUUGUCCGUUGUCGGUAUUCUCGCAUCAUCCCUCUUCGUCACGCGCCUGGGCCGCAGGACCAUCCUGAUGUCCGGCAUGGUCAUCUGCGGCGUCAUGCAGCUCAUCCAAGCCUGCGUGUACAAGGCCCAGCCCGAGGGCUCUGCGACCGGCAAGGUCAUUGUCGCCAUGAAUAUCAUCUACAUGUUCUUCUACAACGCUUGCUUGGCCGCCUACGCGUGGCUGGUCGGUGGCGAGAUGCCCAGCCUGCGAUUGAGGUCCUUCGUCUUCGGCCUGGCUGGCGUGGUGGGUUUCUUCUGGCCGUGGCUCAGCGUCUUCACCGCCCCGUACUUUAUCAACCCGGACAGUAUGAAUUGGGGUCCCAAAUACGGCUUCAUUUGGUUCCCAAGCGCCAUCGUGGCCACGGCCUGGAUUUACUUUUUCCUUCCGGAGGUCAAGGACCGCACCCUCGAGGAAAUCGACGUGAUGUUCCAAGCAAAUCUCCCGGCUCGCAAGUUCAAGGGCUAUGUCUGCAAUGAGGCCGCGCUAGGUAUGCCCCGGAAAUUUGUGUCAGAGAAGGAUGACCUUGAAGUCACCGCCACGGAGGUGGAGGCGGUCGAGCACGCUGCGGCCCCGCCGCAUACGUGGGAAUAG
Cladophialophora yegresii CBS 114405 is the source of this 1593-nucleotide messenger RNA. RefSeq lists its product as uncharacterized. Bases 1 to 1593 code for a protein of 530 amino acids. Gene Ontology annotation, cellular component: membrane. The record is from RefSeq and is a predicted model, not a curated record. Gene Ontology annotation, molecular function: carbohydrate:proton symporter activity. NCBI's taxonomy places the organism in Eukaryota, Fungi, Ascomycota, Eurotiomycetes, Chaetothyriales, Herpotrichiellaceae. Gene Ontology annotation, biological process: carbohydrate transport; transmembrane transport. The transcript is spliced from 8 exons.